AUGACAACAUUCGACGUCAUCGUUCCUGGAGGAACGAUUUUUAAAGGGGCGGACGUCAAAGGGAGAACUUCUUAUAUAAAUGGGCUUGACACUAAUGGUAGCCAACUCAAAUCUAAUGUAACAAAUGGUGGUGAGAGGACACAAAUAGAUUUAUUUCAGUCUCUCCCUUUUUUUUUCUCUGAUAGUAAGAGUCUUCGUAAAGAACUCCCCAUUAACACAUACCGUGAUUUGACCAGAACAGAACACCAGGAAAUAACAGAUGACUUGCAGGAUUGGAUGGCGAGUGUCAAUGAAGAGGAUGAGGCAUUGAAGAAAUCGGGUGGAACUAAAGGAAUGGAAAACGAUAAUCUUCCUCCCAUUAGAACUGCAGCUAGCAGUGAUGUACCCCAUGCUCAGCCUCAAAAACCCGCAACUGAAAAGAAGAAGCCAGUGACACCACGUAGCUAUCAUGAAUGGGACAGAAUUGAUCCUGAUAAGGAGAUAGAAUCUUUGGAGAAACAAGAGGAGGAAGAAAAGAAAAAGAUGCAGGAGAAAGUAAGGGCAACCAACAAAAAUGCAAUCUCAGCAAAUGUAGAUUUGGCAGGAAAGAGUGACACUGAAAGGAAAAUUCUUGCCACCAGAGAAAAGGAGAAAGGCAAUGAAGCAUUCCAGAGUGGCCAUUACUCUGAAGCUUUGAUGUUUUAUUGCCGAAGCAUUGAACUGGAUCCAAAAGCAGCAGCAGUAUACAACAACAGGGCACUUGCGGAAAUUAAACUUAAAAAGUUCCAAGAAGCUGUUCAUGAUUGUAAUCAGGUGCUCAGUAUGGAACCCAAGAAUGUGAAAGCUUACUUGAGAAGAUGCCUAGCUCAUCAAGGGCAAGGGCUCAAAGAAGAAGCAAAGGAGGAUCUAACUCAAGUGCUUGCUUUUGAACCCAAUAAUAAAAGAGCCCUGGAAUUGCUCAAUGAAAUAAAGAAGAAGGAAACCAGUCAAAAUGAAGAACACAGCAAGCUUGGCAGAAAAUCAGUGGAAUCGCAGCAAGACAAAAGUGAAUUUAAUGGCACUGAAAGACUUUCUGAUAAACACAGUUCUGAAAACAACAUGUCGUCAACAAAACCCAAAGGAAAAAGGAUGAAAAUCAUAGAAGUUGAGAGUGAAAAUGAACCAGAAACGUCUGCGAAAGCAAAUGAGGAAAGAACCAAUGAAACGUUAGCUAAAUCAUUCACUGAUUCAUCUGAAAAAGCCGAAACUAUUAAAAAAACUAUGGAUGCUGAGCGUUUGCAAUCGAGCGACAAGAAAGGAGUUGAAAAACAGCCGCAACUUCCUGGAUUAGUGCAGAAGGCUCAAGAAGAAGCAACACAAUUGUUUAAACUGGGAAGGUAUGCUGAGGCUGCGGAACAGUUUACACAAGCUAUUGAUAUACUGAAGCAAAGCAAAGAAGAGAAAGUUGCUUUCCGUCAGCCCAUGUGUGCUUUGCUUUGUAACCGCGGCUCGUGUUUGAUCAAAAUCGGUGACUGUACUAGUUGUAUCAAUGACUGUACAUCUGCCUUGGAGGUUUCACCUGGUGCUCUCAGACCAUUCCUCAAACGAGCGGAAGCAUACGGAAUCUUAGAAAAGUUCGACAAGGCUUGGCUGGAUUACCACAUGGCGCUGAAAAUCAGCCCUCAAAACAGCACUGCGUUACAAGGAAACAAAAGGAUUUCAAAACAACUAGAGCGUCUAUAUGGAACGAACUGGAGAGAGAAAGUUUCCCCAAUGGAAUACUCACCAAGUAACAAGUCUUCUGUGGCAUCAUCUACUGAUGGCGCCUCAGGUCGCCCUACCCCCACGCAGUCAGCGGAUAAAGUCACAAACCAACUCCACCCCUCCCCACCUCAGGUGCCAACCGAAAAGGUGCCAACCACUACCCACUCCACGGUAGAGGCCCCUGUUGACCCUGCUGUGAGGUUUGCACAGCGCAAAGAGGAGGGAAAUUCUUUAGUUAAACAGAACCGCUACGAGGAAGCUGUUGCACGAUACACCGAAUGUAUUAAUAUCGAUCCCACAAAUGUAGCAGUUUAUACAAACAGGGCACUGUGUUACUUGCGACUUAAUCAGCCCGAGUUGGCAAUCAGUGAUACAACAGAAGCCCUGAGACUUCAACUAGAUAACGUGAAGGCUCUUUUCAGGAGAGCACUCGCCAAAAAGGCAUUGGGUCAGUAUGAUUCAGCUGCAAGAGACUUGGUAUCUCUCCAGAAGAUUGAACCAAAAAAUGCUGCUGCCAAGAAGGAAUUGAAUGUUGUUCUUGAGAUGUGUCGUAAGGAACGUAGGACAUCACAGGACAACAAUACAAAACCAAAAGAAAGAAAAGAGGAAAAGAAAGCUGAGAAACAGGCGCCAAAAGUCAACCAUGAGCAGACGAAAACAAAAUGGAAAAGGAUAACAAUUAGGGAUGUACAAGAAAAAGACGAAGAGGAUGACGACGAACCCGUCCCCUCGCCGAAACAGCCGUCUGUCCCCACAGCUAACAAGAUCUCAGAUAAAGCGCCAAUAAACUCAGUGGAAGGCACCACAGGUGGAAAGCGAGUCAAGCUUGCAAAGAAAACGCCGUACGAUUUCUUUCAAGCCUGGAACUCGGUGAAAAAGAAUAAUGCCAAGGAUUAUGCUGAUUUACUGAGGCAGCUGGGGGUGAAAAGCCUCCCCAAAGUUCUCAGCAAUAAACUUGAUGCUCCCAUGUUAAAUAACAUCAUGGUAGCCCUCAACCAGGAAAUUGUUCCGCAAGGAGAAGAAAAACUUGCUUGCAACAUUCUUGAAGAGCUUAGUCAUGUCGAACGAUUUGAUAUGGUGUUGUUAUUUAUGUCUUCUAAAGAAAAGAAAGAACUUCAACAGCUUUUCUCUAAGCUUCAAGUUGCAAGGGAACAGAAGCCAUUUGUCACAAGUGAUGAGUUUGAACGGCUACAAAAGAAGUACAGGACUUAGGAAUCUAGUUCAUAGUACUAAAGGACAAGUUAUGCAUCUGCUUUUUUGACAAUUGAAUGAGUUCUCUUGGUUCCUUGCACCAGCUUAAUCUCCGUAACCCUUUGACCCAAUGAGUGACCAGCAUCUAAUUUCUCCUUCAGUCUCACACCUAAAUCAAACAUUAAGAUCACAAGAAUGACAGAAAUGA
Stylophora pistillata is the source of this 3121-nucleotide messenger RNA. RefSeq names its product sperm-associated antigen 1. The record is from RefSeq and is a predicted model, not a curated record. Lineage: Eukaryota; Metazoa; Cnidaria; Anthozoa; Scleractinia; Pocilloporidae. Gene Ontology annotation, molecular function: heat shock protein binding. Gene Ontology annotation, cellular component: mitochondrion; cytosol.